Molecule: messenger RNA, 1683 nt
Organism: Salvelinus sp. IW2-2015
Lineage: Eukaryota; Metazoa; Chordata; Actinopteri; Salmoniformes; Salmonidae
Source: RefSeq, a predicted model, not a curated record
CAGAGAUGUAAGGGAGAGAAUUUAAAUGGACAUAUUUGGUUUGUGUGUGGGAGACUUGCUACAAGUAACUUUCUGGAGUUUUUGCUGAACAGGCUUAUAGGCUUUCCAGGGAAAUAGAAAGUUAGAGACCCAGACAGAAAACGAGAGAAUCAUGGAGAUGCAAGAAAUCCCCCGAGAGGAGGAAAGAGUGGUGGAAGUGGACGAGAGUCAGAGAAUGCUGGAGACCUCAGUCGAGGAAGCUGAAUCUACAAUCUAUUCCAAACUGAAGAGUCCAUCUGAGGACAUUUAUGCUGAAGCUACUCCUGGCCAGCCCUCUGCCAGAUACAGACCAGGAAGUGGAGGGAAUGCCAAAUUACCAGAUGAGGCAAACACAAAGUUAUCGGUUGAAGUGAAGGAACAGCAAGAGAAAGACCUGCAGGUCCUGGGGAACGUUGGUCUGUACCGCGCAGUGUGUUUACUACUGUCUGUCAUCUGUCUGGUUCUACUGCUCGUCAUCAUCAUCCUCUGUGUCAAAUUUCCAUCCCAGCCUCAGGACUGUCAUGGAACUGAAAAAGGGAUUGAGGCUAAAGAGGAGAGGUUCCAGUCCACUGAGGUGUGCAGCCUGCAGACAUGCCAAGCACAAUACUUCCAACAACAGAGCCAGGUCCCUGCCUGCCACAUGUGUGAUGAAGGCUGGCUGCACUUUGAGAGCUCCUGCUACUUCCUCUCCAGAGACAGAAUGAACUGGGAUGAGAGCAGGGACGAGUGUAAGAAGAGAGGGGCAGAUCUGGCCAUCAUAACAAACAAACCAGUGCAGACCUUUCUAACGAAGAAGGGAAACCUGAUGUACUGGAUCGGCCUGAGACAGAGAACCAGGAACUGGGUUUGGGUCAACAACACUGCACUGGGACAGAGUUACUGGUCAGGAUCCAACAGACAAGGGGAUUGUGGGUUACUGACAGGAAAGGAACCUCCUGAGAGAAGCUGGAGCUCCGCAUCAUGUGACCAGUACAGCUUCUACAUCUGCCAGAGGGGGCGCUAAAGGACAGACUUCACCAUCUGCCAGCAGUCACCAACCCUGGUCCUGGAGAGCUAUACGAUGUACAGGCUUUUGUUCCAGCCCAGCAGUAAGACACAUGAUUUAGCUAGUCAAUGAAUCACCUUGAUUAGCUGAAUCAUUUAAGUGUUGUACACCAUGUAGGUCAGCAGGGUUGGUGGCCACUGCCAUAUUCCAACUAAGAAACCUGUCAAUACGGAUUCUCUUUAGACUUCCAUCUAUCAUUCACUCCUAUUCCAUAGCCUUUUAUUCCAUGAUUACACAUCUCUAUCAACUGCCUUUUAAACCAUUAUUAUACACUGUAUGACCUAAGUCUAUAUUAUCAUUCAUUAGACAUCUAGGUAUGACCAUUGAUGGUAAAAAUAAUCCCAUUACAGUUAGUUAUGCCUUGUGAAGAACAAUCAAGUCGGCCUGCCAGUUUCAGUUAGAAUUUGCACUAAUGUUAAAGAUGAACACUCUAUAUUGCACUUAUUUGCUUGUUUUGCUGAGAUGUUUUCUAUAUGUUUUCUUAAUGCCUUUGAAUGUGAUAAUGACCGACAUGAUUAUGUGCAUUAACCAAUCAUUAGGUUUUAAGUAUUGAUUCACAAUCCUGAAAGAAACAAAAGUUGAAUAUAAUUUGUCCCUGUAAUAAAGAAUCAGUUAUUAUA